Molecule: messenger RNA, 2793 nt
Organism: Maylandia zebra (zebra mbuna)
Lineage: Eukaryota; Metazoa; Chordata; Actinopteri; Cichliformes; Cichlidae
Gene: fmodb
Product: fibromodulin b
Molecular function (GO): protein binding
Source: RefSeq, a predicted model, not a curated record
GCCAACUGGUAGGUAUACUGCACCUACCUUACAUUUAAAAAGUGGAGCAGGAAGAAUGAGAUCUGUCUGAAGUUAAUACAGCAGCAAUGAUCAUGUGGACAUUGGUGUUCCUCACAAUAGGAAUAGUGGAUUUGGGUAUUGGCCAACACUACAGCCAGAUCCAGUGGCUGUCCCACCUGCGCAGGCGACAAUGGCACGCUGGUUUGCAGGCUGAGGAUGCAAAUUGCCCCCUGGAGUGUAAUUGCCCCUCAGUCUACCCCACAGCCAUGUACUGUCAUAGCCGCAACCUUCAGCAUGUUCCCUAUGUCCCCUCGCAUAUAAAAUAUGUCUACCUGCAGCAUAACCAGAUCACAGGCAUCCAGGAUGGGGUGUUUGACAACGCUACCGACUUGGUCUGGAUUGUGUUAUUUCACAACAAGCUCAGCUCAGACAAAAUCGGCAAGAACGUCUUCAGCAAGCUCAAGAACUUGGAUCGGCUCCUCUUGGAUCACAAUGACCUAACACACGUGCCUCCUAACUUGCCCACUUCAAUCACAGACCUGCGACUUGGGCACAACAAGAUAUCAAAAGUCCUUGCCAGCUCAUUCAAGGGGAUGACCAACCUCACCACCCUUCAUCUCCAAGCAAAUGCCAUAGAAGACGUUGGAGGUGUGUUCAAGGGGUUCAAGUCUCUGACAAUGCUGGAUAUCAGGAAAAACAAACUAAGGAAAAUCCCUGACAACCUCCCUGUGAGGGUGCAGCAGCUAUACCUGGAAUUUAAUAAUAUAGAAAGCAUUCCAGCAGAUUUUCUCACCAUGUAUCCCAAACUGCAGUUUGUCCGCUUAGCUCAUAACAAGCUGACUAAUAAAGGACUUCCUUCCAAUGUCUUCAAUAUCAGCACGUUGGUCGAGCUUGACCUGUCCUUCAAUAAACUGGAAAAGAUUCCUGUUGUCAGCAUGAACCUGGAGAACCUUUACUUGCAAGGCAAUAAGAUUAAAGAGUUCUCCCUGAGCAGUUUCUGCAGUGCUGUUGACAUGUCAAACUUCUCCAGGCUGAAGAUGCUCCGUCUCGAUGCUAAUGAGAUCAGUGCCAAAGACAUUCCUGCUGAAGCCGCCUACUGUUUGCGACAUGUUGCUUUCAUUGAUGUGUAGAGGUUUCCGAAAUGUCUCUAUCUGUAACACAUGCCAUGCUAUUAUGCUUCAUUGCAUUUUCCUUAUAUUACUCACUCUCCUCUUCAUUAAAACAUGAUUGCAUAAUGUUUGUUUAAGCUGUUAUGAAAGCUGUUAGCAUUAUUGAAAUUAUAAAACUAACCAAAAGGAAAUACCAUAGUUUUACAAUCACAUAUCCGGGUGGCAGACAUGUGGAUGACAAAGAGUGAAGAGAUCUGGUCUAACGAGUUACAUCCGUUCAACUAAUUAAUUGGUUCCAGUUGUCUGGUAAAAUGGUUAGUAAUAAUAGUGGUCAAGUAUAAUAGGAAUAUAAUAUAAUAUAAUAUAAAAUAUAAUAUGAAACUGCCAGCCAUUGGAUUUUUGCCUCCAUCAUGUGGCACCUGGUAGAAAGGAGCAGUAAUUAUCAUCAAUAUGUUUUUGUGAACAUUUUAAAAUUAUAAUCAGUGAUGCACACUGAGUAAAGCAUUUACACUUUGUCUUCUGGUUAUUCAGUCCAUAGGACAAUUUUGAUUUUCUCCCUGUUCACAUUUAACAUGUGAAAUUGUCUGGUUAAGUGUGUCUCUAAUUAAAUAUGUAUUCUACUUCAAAUGAGCCGUGACUGUUAUGUCUCACUGUUAUCUAAUUGUUUACUUCAGUUCACACAGUGACUUUUCAAGACCCUAUUGGGCCACGUGACCCGUCAGAGUUUUUGACAACAAGUUAAUUUGGUUUCCUCUAAUUUGAAGGUAAGAAGCAGAUGAGCUGGGAAAGAGGACUGUCAAAAGGUAUCUCCACUUCUUCUAACUGAUCUUAAGCAGUUCCCACAUAUUUAUUGUUGAAGACAACUUGCCUUUUCAUCUUCAACAGCUGCCUUUAAUCCCUUGCAGAAAGGCACUAAAUUGAAUUAGAGAAAUGCUUUACUUGUUUUGUAAUGGUGCAGUGUCUUGGGAUAAAGAAUGGAUCACUGCCAUGCAACGGUGGUUUGCACUCUGAUAAGCGGUAGCAUGUGAAAUUAAGUGUGUUAUAGAUUAUGCUGUAUUGCAGGUUGCAGUUGUUACUGCAGACAAUGGGUCGAAGAGCUGUGUUUUCCGUCUCUGUUUUCUUCAAAAAUUCAUUGAAAACAAAACAGAGGCCAGCUCACAUGCAUAUGCACAUCCUUCGACAUGAUUUACUGAUUUGGUCCUCUCAAAGCCACAUGCAAAUGUUUCACUUUUUGGGGAAUUGUCCAGUUCUUCUGAAAACCAUUAAAGUAUUUAUUAACACAAAUAAAACAUUUGGCCUGACCAUCAUGGAGUAAAUACAAGUGAAUACAAGCAACUGACAGCAUUAGAGAAACCCACGUGCACAAAGCCUUUCUGUUUUCUCAGUAUUAUAACCAGUUAUUUGUCAUUACCAUGCAGUAAUGAUUGUAAUGCGUGCGUAUGAAUAAAUUGUGUUAUUAUUCCCACUAAAAUCUGUCACCUCCAUAUGUAAUAAAACACAUUUCCUUUGAAGCUGCAGCAGUGAUAUGCAUCUAUUGUAAUAAUUUCCUAACUAUUCUCGUAACCAACAACACAUUAUUGUACAGAAGUCAUAUUGAAACUGUUUGUACAGUUUUGAAAUACUUAAAAAAAACAAUCACAUAAAAAAUCGAAUUCUCUUAACAAAAGAGCAACUAUGUAAAGAC